AUGCGUUUACCCAGAAUAGUAUUUCAAUUGGCUAAACGCAACUUGACAGUAAUUCAACGGCGAGCAAUGGCAACAAGUGGCAGCAGCAGCAACAACAACAGUAUUAUUCCAAAAACAAUAAAUCCCGAUAUUCAAGAGGAACGGCAACGGGCAACAUUUAAUGUUGAAGAUUUUGCAAUUUGGUGGCAUGGCGGCGAAGAGAAAUUGAAACGAAAGAGAUAUGUGGAAUCAUCUGUAUUUGCCGAUAUCGAUGAAAGUAAAACUGUAUCCAGUAUACAAAGUCUCUCACAUGAAGAAAUCUAUGCAGUAGCAAUGGAAGAUGCUCUCAAAUUGGCUUGGAAAUUGCGUAAAUUACAAAAAGAAAUAAAUCCCGGAGGAAAGGAUAUAUGGCCCGGUUUAUUUAGUGGCCCCGAAUUGUGGGGUGCCAUGCCUGGUGGCAAUCCAUUCACUGUGCAUUUUUCAAUGCUCGUCGAUGCCAUACGUAAUCAGGGUACCGAUGAACAAUUUGAAAAGUUUGGUAAACGUGCUGAGAAUUUAGAAAUUUGUGCUGCAUUUUCACAAACGGAAUUGGGGCAUGGAACAUACUUGAGAGGUCUGCAAACCAGGGCAGAUUUUGAUCCCAAAACGGAUGAAUUUGUGCUAAAUACUCCAACAAUUACGGCCUAUAAAUUUUGGCCAGGAGGAUUGGGCCACUCGGCAAAUUAUAGCCUUGUCAUGGCUAAUCUCUAUAUUGACAAUAAACCCAAAGGUGUUGCCUUUUUUAUGGUUCCUCUGCGUGAUGAAGAGACUCAUCAGCCCCUGCCGGGUAUUGAUGUGGGUGAUGUUGGCAAAAAGCUUGGAUUCUAUGGUGUCAACAAUGGUUAUUUGGGCAUGAAAGAUGUUCGUAUACCUCGCACAAAUAUGUUGAUGCGUCACGCCCAAGUUUUACCCGAUGGAACAUUUGUUCAAAGUCCAGCAGCAGCAUUGGGAUAUUUUUCUAUGGUAUUUGGACGUUGUUGGAUAUCGGCAAAUAAUACAACAAUGCUGGCCAUAGGCACGACAAUAGCAACACGUUAUUCGGCUGUAAGGCGUCAGGGAUCCAUUAAUCCAAAAGAACCCGAAGUAAAAAUUAUGGACUAUGUAACUCAGCAAAUGAAAUUAUUCCCCGAAAUUGCCACCUGUAUAGCUGAUCGUUUGGCCGCAUUGAAAUUACGUCAACUCUAUCAUCAAACGGAAGCGGAUAUAAAACAGGGAAAAUAUGAUGGCUUGGGGGAAAUACAUGCCUUAUCAUGUGCCAUGAAAGUUCUAUGUACAUCCGAUUCAGCAGCGGGUAUAGAACGUUUACGUUUAGCCUGUGGAGGUCACGGUUAUUUGGCUUCAUCGAAUAUGAGCAAUUUAUAUUCCACAGCUACGGCUGGUUGUACCUAUGAGGGAGAGAAUACCGUGCUUCUGUUGCAAGUUGGUCGAUUUCUAAUGAAAUCUGCUCAGCAAGCAAUGGCGGGUCAGCCUUUGGCUCCGACAGCGGAUUAUUUGGGAAAAAUGAAAUUGGAAAAAUGGUCGGGAUCAUGGGAGAAUAUUGUUGAAGCUUUACAAUGUGCAGCGGCAAACAAAACGCGAUUGGCAUUAGAGAAUAUAUCCGCUCGCAUGCAGGCUGGUCAAACACAAGGUGAAGCUGCCAACAAUACCGGCAUUGAAUUGACUCAAGCUGCAGAGUUAUAUGGUCGAUGUUUUAUUGCCUCUAACUUUUUGCAAGAAGUCACUGGAAUUAAUGCCAAAACUAGAUCACCAGCCCUGAACAAGGUACUGGAAAAUAUUUUGGAAUUAUAUUUGGUGAAGAUGGCCUUGGACAAUAUGAAUAAUAUAUUCCGGGUGGUUGACAUUUCCGAUGACGAUUUACGUUCUCUGCAAACCCGCUUGGAGGAAUCUUUGAAGGUGUUGCGCCCCAAUGCUGUGGCCAUUUGUGAUGGUUUUGAUUUUCCCGAUCGUAAUCUAUUAUCGACAUUGGGCUGUUUCGAUGGCAAUGUUUAUGAGCGCAUUUUUGAGGAAGCUAAAAAUAGUUCGCUGAACAAAGAACCUGUCCCGAAAGUUUUUCACACCCAUUUGAAACCAUUUAUGAAAUCUAAUUUGUAA
This is a messenger RNA of Musca vetustissima, 2109 nucleotides long. Its product is annotated as probable peroxisomal acyl-coenzyme A oxidase 1. Lineage: Eukaryota; Metazoa; Arthropoda; Insecta; Diptera; Muscidae. Gene Ontology annotation, biological process: fatty acid beta-oxidation using acyl-CoA oxidase; lipid homeostasis. The coding region runs from base 1 to 2109 and encodes 702 amino acids. The transcript is spliced from 9 exons. Gene Ontology annotation, cellular component: peroxisome. Gene Ontology annotation, molecular function: acyl-CoA oxidase activity; fatty acid binding; FAD binding. The record is from RefSeq and is a predicted model, not a curated record.